CGCAUCAAAACUCUUUUAUCCUUCAAGUCGACCUUAUCUAUGGAUAACUUGUUGAAAGCCAUGGCGGAAAAUCUUAAAACACCCUCGAGAAACUUACAACGAACUGUUAACGGCACUGGAAAUUUUGCAAAUGAAAUCAAAGUCAUUUGAAGGUUAAACCGCGUUCGGGCCGGUAAAAAAGGUUGCCAUAUCGGUGAGAUUGUUUAUUUUUGCUUGCUGGGAUGGAAAAUAAAACAAAUAUCGCUUGGAAUGUUGUUUUUAUUGAAAAUUAAUUAAAAAUGUGUCAAAAUAAGGGUAAAAUCAACGAUAAACGUCAAAGUAUGUCAUAAAGGGUUCUACUAUACCGACUGAUUGUGAUAUUUGAACUACUACCAUAGACUAAUAAAAAAUAGAUAGAGGUAAAUAAAACAUUUUUUUAUAUCGUAUUUUCUGUAUUUUUAUGCGCUAUUUUCACAUGCUGUCUUACAUAACUCUUAUCAAUGAAGGUUUUAUUGCACUGGGUGCAACUAAAAGGGCGUUCUCCAGUAUGCGUGCGAAUGUGUUUUUCCAACUUAUUAUUUUCUGUGUAUGAUUUGGGACAAAUGUGACAGAUGAAUUUUGUCACUUUAACCUCACUUUCCGUGCCUAUAUUAUGGACUUUAAACAGAUGAGCUUGUAAGGAUUUUUGGUAUUUGUAGGUUUGAAGGCAUAUAUCACACUUGAAAGAGUUAAAAUUUGUGUGGGUUUCAAUGUGUCGGUUAAGAGAUGAUUUCGAAGUGAAUUUACGCUGGCAUAGAUGGCAUUCGAAGUUUCUCUCACCCGUGUGAGUUCGUAUGUGUGUUUGCAAAUUUAUUUUCAAAGGGAAUCUUUUAGUGCAGUAACUACAAACAUAUUUCCACAAACUUUUAUCUCCGUGCACACAAAUUUUGUGUUUAUAUAAGUCUGAAGAUGUAUUAAAAGCUUUGGGGCAAAUUUCACACUUAUAUGCUCUUUUAUUGGUGUGAAUUUUUUCGUGGUUACAAAGAUCAGCUGCUGUUAUAUAACCUUUACCACAAUAAGUGCAAAUAUGGGUUCUGUCUCCCGUAUGGUACCUAUAACAAUUAUUUUGUAAAAUACUUAUUAUAAAUAUUUUUACUGCUUACUUUUCAUGUGCUCUCAAAUAUUUUGACGAGGCAAAAACGCGUUCACAAAUUGUGCAUUUAAAGUUUUUUUCUGCUGCAUGCACAUUUUUUAUGUGUCUUUUCAAUAAAUAUUUAUCUUUACAACAGGUACCGCAUAUGCUACAAAGAAAUGUUUCAUUCUUCAAAACUUCUUUACCAUGUUCUUCGAUUUUUGCAAAUCUCUUUUUACAAGCAUCCUUAUGAUUUUUUAGGAAUAAAAAUGUGUUACCACAGUAUUCACACGUUUUUUUGGACUUUUUUGCUUUGUUUACACAAAUUUCUUCUUCUUUUGAACUUUCGUUAUCAAUAUAAUCUUCAUCAAGUGCAUUCUGUUUAUUAUUUUUUAACUCAAAAUUUUUUAUACACAAAUCUCUAAACUCAUUAAUCCUGUUUAUUUCCUCAAUACAUGCAAAACAAAAUAAAAAAUGUUUUAUCUCCUAUAAAACAACAAAUUAAUAUACUAUGUAAUUUUGUUUAUUCAUAUUACUAUAUCAGGGACAAUUUUAAUCAAUUUAUCGUAAACAUCCUUUUUUUCGUCAUUUAGACUCACUGCCGUUAAAUUUUCACAGUUUUUCAAUCAAAUAUCGCAAUUUGACAUUUUUAUAACCUACAAAACAGUGCCUUUAAGUUGGCAGAGGUGCUUUUUAGUGUUAUUUGGUUGGCAGCAUAGUGUUUGACUUAACCUAAAAAUAUUGUUGACUAUUUUUGACAUGUCGCAAAAAUUAACUGGAUAUGAUUCUCACAGUGAAGGCCCGGGAUUUGUGGGUAUAAGAUUUUGUCAGGAGUGUAAUAAUAUGUUGUAUCCAAAAGAAGACAAAGAGAACAAAAUAUUGCUGUACGCUUGUAGGAAUUGCGAUUAUAAGCAACACGCUGAUUCCAAAUGUAUUUACGUCAACAAAAUUAUGCACGAAAUUGAUGAGUUAACUCAUAUUGUUCCUGAUGUAAUUUCCGACCCAACUUUACCCAGAACUGAAAACCACCCUUGCCCUGAGUGCAACCACAGGGAGACGGUAUUUUUCCAAGCACAAACAAGAAGGGCAGAAGAAGAAAUGAGAUUGUAUUAUGUGUGCACAAAUCCAGAUUGUGCCCAUAGAUGGACAGAAUAAUAUAUGACUGCAUAUUUUUGCCUUAUUUUUAUGAUUUAAUGUAUUGGGUCUAUAA
This is a messenger RNA of Brassicogethes aeneus, 2300 nucleotides long. The record is from the annotation of a GenBank genome assembly. Lineage: Eukaryota; Metazoa; Arthropoda; Insecta; Coleoptera; Nitidulidae.